Molecule: messenger RNA, 2908 nt
Organism: Eublepharis macularius
Lineage: Eukaryota; Metazoa; Chordata; Lepidosauria; Squamata; Eublepharidae
Gene: SLC29A1
Product: solute carrier family 29 member 1 (Augustine blood group)
Exons: 13
Coding region: 233-1648 (471 amino acids)
Biological process (GO): nucleoside transmembrane transport; uridine transmembrane transport
Cellular component (GO): plasma membrane
Molecular function (GO): nucleoside transmembrane transporter activity
Source: RefSeq, a predicted model, not a curated record
CCGAGUGUUGCGGGCAGCGCUGGGCUGCUGGGAGCACUAGGACCUGGGGAACGCUCAGCGGGAGCUGAUCCCGGCAGGGAGCCGGACGAGGAGCCCAGGCGCUGGGACUGGCAACCCGACCAGUGUGGUGUGGUGGUAGCGAGAGAGGUGGAGAAAGAGCCGGAGCCAGCAGCGGAGCUCCCCCCAGCAACAUGGUGCUAGCAGUGAAGUAAAGCAGUGAAAAUUCACAAAUAUGAAAGAAUCCUACACACUUGCGCAAGGUGAUAUGACAACAAGCAACAGCCCCCAGGACAGAUAUAAGGCUGUCUGGCUUAUCUUUUUCAUACUUGGACUGGGGACACUCUUGCCAUGGAAUUUUUUCAUAACAGCCAUGAUGUACUUUGACGACCGCCUGGGGAAAUCCUACAACAUAUCCUCUGUUGACCGUGUUAUUGAUGUGAAUGCCACAGGGAGAGCAGGAGAUCCUCCUCCCACAUAUUUGCAGUCCAUAUUCAGCAAUGUAAUGACACUCUGUGCCAUGUUGCCUCUUCUCAUGUUCACCUGCCUCAAUUCUUUCUUACAUCAGAGGAUCCCUCAGCAAGUACGUAUCCUAGGCAGCUUGAUUGCCAUCUUCUUAGUCUUUAUGGUAACAGCUAUCCUGGUAAAGGUCUCUAUGGAGCCACUGCCCUUCUUCAUCAUCACAAUGACCAAGAUAGUCUUCAUCAAUUCUUUUGGUGCCAUUCUUCAGGGCAGCCUCUUUGGAUUGGCAGGGCUCCUGCCUGCCAGUUACACAGCGCCUAUUAUGAGUGGUCAAGGCCUUGCAGGGACAUUUGCAGCUUUGGCCAUGAUCCUUGCUAUUGCCAGUGGCUCUGAACUAGCAGAUUGUGCCUUUGGUUAUUUCAUCACAGCCUGUGUAGUGAUUCUGCUGGCCAUUGGCUCCUAUAUGGUGCUGCCUCGUCUAGACUUCUUCCGUUACUACUCCAUGAAAGACAAGACAGAGUAUCAGACCCAUGAGAGCCAUUCUGAGCUGGAAACCAAGAUUGAUCUUAUCAGGAAAGAUGAGCCCAAUGGUGUAGACCCAAAACAACCUGCAAAUGGUGCUUCCAAUGUGCCAAACCACAACGUUUCAGUCUUCAGCAUCUUCAGAAAGAUCUGGGUCAUGGCUGUGUGCGUCUGCUUAGUCUUUACCGUCACUAUUGGAGUCUUCCCAGCUGUCACAUCUGCCGUAAAGUCAACCAUUGCUGGGAAAACACUCUGGGAUAGAUAUUUCAUCCCAGUCUCUUGUUUCCUGAUGUUUAAUGCCUUUGACUGGGCUGGACGGAGCCUGACGGCUGUUUGCACCUGGCCUGGAAAGGAUAGUUCCCUGCUCCCUUUCAUGGUGAUUUUCCGUGUAAUCUUCAUUCCCCUCUUCAUGCUGUGUAAUGUGGAUCCCCGCUCGAAGCUGCCUGUCAUCUUUGCCCACGAUGCUUGGUACAUCGUCUUCAUGAUCUUCUUCUCCUUCUCCAAUGGCUACCUGGCCAGCCUCUGCAUGUGCUUUGGGCCCAAGAAGGUGUUGCCACAUGAAGCAGAGACUACUGGAACCAUCAUGGCAUUUUUCCUGUCAUUGGGCCUGGCUUUGGGAGCUGUCUCCUCCUUCCUAUUCAAAUACGUAAUCUAUCAGGGCAUGUAAUCUAGACUACCUUGGGGAGGAGAGACAGAGGAUCAGUGUCACCCACUCAGAGAUCAGAGCAACAUGGAUUCCUUGCCUGCUUUCCAAGAACUCAUUGCUGUAGCUGAUGUGUGCAUCAUAUGACUUGGAGUGUGGCUCUUUCCUUAUUUUGCUGAAGACUCUGCUCCUCUUGUGUGUGAUCUUUACCCUUGCCAGCAAUGUCUGACCUCUACCAGUCCAGCAUUACAUAGCCUUCCCUCCAAGGUACAUCAAUAUGUUUCCAUGUUAUGCCUGCCAAGGCCAAGAUUGUUCAUACUGUGUGCUUAAGCAGGGGAUGCUCGCAAUUCUCUGUCUCUGUGUUUUUACAUUGCUGUGUUCUCUACUGCCAGGCAGAAGGGAUUUAUCCCCUUGCACCAGUGCUGCCUCAGCCUCCCAGUCCUGCUCCCACUUAUAUGAAGCCAGUCUGAAUAUCCAAGAUUAAUAAAUAUUUGCUCAGCGGUCAGAAAGAAAUGUUUAUCCUUACAUUACUGCAAAGCCAGGGGGCAGUAUGGAAACAAUCCAGAGUUCUAUCAAGCAAACACCAUGUCUUUACACCUCAGUGACACAGUCGCUCUCUUGGGGAGCAUUUCAGGCAUAUUCCAGCCACAUGGUUGUCUGGCCCCUACCUAAUCUCCAUGCUGAAAAAGAAUAAAGUGGAAGCCUAGCUACUCCUGCCCCUGGCUCACCUAGCAGAAGGACCUGAGGUGGAUUCUAACCGAUGGAGCAAGAUCAUGAUGGAUAGUAUUGCUUUGGUAAAUCAACUCUGCCUCACAGUUAUCAGGCUUGAAUUCUUCCACAUUGCUUUGUAAAUAUAUAAAUGUACAGCUGCCAUUUUGUAUAUAGUCUGCCAACACCCCUGACUUUUAAUCCUACCCCCAUCUUUCAAAAGAUUUCUACUCUGCUGUAGUGGCCAUAAAAGGGGGUGUCAUGAGGGCUGUCCCUCAGCAUUAUUCAUGGAGUUUUAGAAAGGCUGAGCUCUCUAUUCGCUGUCCCACUGCUAGCUCAUGGCCUGGCUUUAAGGGCUAAAAUAGAUGGAACUCCACCUCCACCUUUGGGUUGCUCAAAGCAGUCAAUUUUCAGUUCAUUUUAUGUAUUGGAUUGUAAAGCUCAGGGUUUGUUAUUUUAACUUUUUUAAAAAAAUCUUAAACAUUGUCAUUUUUAUGAGAGCGCUUAUAGCCCUCCAAGGAAUGGAGGAACACCUGUGUUUAUUAUAAACCAGAAAAUAAAAUAAAAUAUAGGACU